GUCAAUCUUCUAGUGUCUCUUCUAUUAGAACAAAACAAGGAAUGUCUUCACAAAUUCACAUGAAAUUGAAUAGUUGAUACAAGAUUAGGUUUCCAGGACUAAUUUUAAAUAACAAAACAAAAAAAUGUCAUCGCCGGCGAUAAGGCAUCACAGGAUUGUUCGACGCGUGGCGAGUCUCCCUAGAAGCAUAAUGGGGGAAAUCUCAAGGGCAAUGGCGGAUGGCAUGGGACUUGUAGGAAUUGGAAGAAGAAGAAACCAUAAUCAUAAUCAUAGUCAUGAUGCAAAUGUUGUGCAAGGGCAAGUGCAGCCUCAUGGCCCUCCAUUGUUGCCACAAGAACACAUAGCAGUUCCUGAAGAGUGGGCUUUUCUUGAAAGUUUUGAGCAGCAAUAUGGAAACAACCAUCCUUUCUUUUAUGCGUGCCGAUUCAGGAAAGCUGUGAAGUUGGCUGAGCAGGAUCAUAGGUUUAUGUUUAUGUACCUUCACUCACCGGACCACAAUUUUGCAAACGUGUUCUGCAAGGAAACACUCUGUUCUGAGCUUGUGACGCAGUUCCUUGAUAUGAAUUUUGUUUGUUGGGGAGCACUUGCUGAUAGAGGAGAGGGUAUGCAAAUGGUUUCCAUGCUGCGCCCUUCUACGUUUCCAUGUUGUGCUGUCAUCGCUCCGGCUCCUGGUGAUAGCAUUACAGUGCUGCAGCAGCUUGAGGGGCCUCUUUCAGCAGCUGAGCUAGUGGAGAUUCUACAGAGGACAAUGGAGGAACAAGGGCUGGCUUUCGGAAGCGGAAAGGCUAAGCACGAAGCAAAGAUCCGAGCUGACCGCAGGCUUCGAGAAGAGCAAGACGGCGCAUAUUUUGCAGCUUUGCAUAUAGACAAGGAAAAAGAGAAGCAGCACAAGAAUUCUCCUUUAAGAGGGGGAAUUCAGAAGUCAGUGGAGGCUCAGAAUGGCAGAAAUUUUAGGAAGUUGAGUAACAAUUCUGUGAAUGUUAGAAAACAGGAUAGCAAGAAUGAAGCUUACGAGUCUAAUGGUCAAAAACAAGCCAAAGGAAUUGCAAGCAGGGUAAAUGGCUCUGAGGCUACACAGAUACUGAUAAGGUUUCCGAAUGGAGAAAGAAGAGAACACAAUUUUUUGUCUACUGACAAAAUCCAAUCCAUCUUCACGUGCAUUAAUUCAUUAGGAAUUCCAGGGAUUGAGAAUUAUAGAUUAAUUUCAAAUUUUCCAAGGAAAGCUUAUGGUGUGGACCAAAUGAGAAUGACUCUCAAAGAAGCUGGCUUGUUUCCUAAAGCUAGCCUGUUCUUGGAGCCUAUGUGAAUCAUUGUCCACAGUCAUUAAGUUGUAAACAUACACGUGUGAAUUAUGAAUUGGCAUUGGUAUACAUAUACAUUUAGAUUUCAAUGAAAUGAGAGGAGAGGAAAAGAAGUAUGUAUGAAUAAGUGACUUCACCUUAGCUCAAUAUUUCAUGGAUGAUCCAAUAGAUAAAAUUCCGAUGUUAGUAGAGAAAUUCAUGGUUAUAUGCGAAUUAUAGAAAAGAAGGUAAUACAAUGCCACCUUAAGUUGUUGGGUCAUAACUAUUUAUAAGGAGGGAAGAAGAGGAAGAAAGACAACCAAAUUAUUAGAAUAUCAAACAAGCUAAUUUGUUACUU
Arachis stenosperma is the source of this 1638-nucleotide messenger RNA. RefSeq names its product plant UBX domain-containing protein 10-like. Gene Ontology annotation, cellular component: endoplasmic reticulum. NCBI's taxonomy places the organism in Eukaryota, Viridiplantae, Streptophyta, Magnoliopsida, Fabales, Fabaceae. The coding region runs from base 125 to 1306 and encodes 393 amino acids. Gene Ontology annotation, molecular function: ubiquitin binding. The record is from RefSeq and is a predicted model, not a curated record. The transcript is spliced from 4 exons.